AGUUGAGUAAAAGAGAAGAAUGAGAGGAUAUGUGACGUGGAAGGACUAGCGCGGAGGGCCGGGAAUGUAUGAGCGAAUGUAUGCAGCCAAACUCGAAGAAACGAACAAAAGAUGAGAAAUAAGAACAACACCUUUGUAUGCUCCUGACCAACACAUCAACUGAACAAUCAUGACUUUGGCACAUUUGGUCAUUUGUACAGGAUCGAUUUAUGCUUCCUUUCUAUUAUGGGCUUUAUUGCAAGAACGAUUAACUACAACGCCAUACACUUUACCGAUUUCCUUGCAACAUGCAACCAAUGAAUCAAGGAAUGAGUUCUUCAAAUCACCCCUUGUACUGAAUGCUUUACAGGCUAUCAUAUGUACAGUCAUUGCAGCAAUCUAUCUCACUGCUCGUUCGAUCGGAUCAAAGGAACCUCUCCAUGUUCGCUUGGGCUUUGACGCCCUUACACCAGCCGGUGCGGAUAAAUUGCGAAAGAACAAACAAAACGGAGUCCAGGUAAACGGAAAGUCAGGAAAGUCUAAAGCAGUCUCAGCUUCACCCUCAAGAGUUUCGCCAUUGUUGCUGCGCUAUAUCCAAAUUGCCGCCUCACAAUCCGUUUCUUCUUUGCUGGCUUUGCAUUCGUUAUCGCAUGGAAUAUCAUAUCCUACUUUGACAUUGGCAAAAUCCUGCAAAUUGGUACCUGUUUUAUUCGCCAAUGUACUACUGUACAGACGCAAAUUUGCACCUUACAAGUAUGUUGUGGUAUUGCUGGUGACCGUUGGAAUUAGUAUGUUCAUGCUUUUCGGAGAAAGUGCAAGUUCCAAAAAGAAGAUUAAACCAGGUCAAGAACGUUCGAGUAUGGUUGGCUUGCUUCUCUUAUUGGGAAAUCAAGCUUUAGACGGAAUCACAAAUUCAACACAAGAUGAAGUUUUCGGAACGUAUACGCUUUCAGGUCCAAAGAUGAUGUUAAUCAUGAACGCAAUCUCGGCUGCCUUGAUGGGAACUUCGCUAUUGGUUCCUGUGCCAACUUUCUUGGGCGGUAGCGGAACAGAAGGUUCAGGUGAAUUGGCAAGCGCUCUAAGCUUUAUUCAACGUCAUCCUGAAAUUUUACGUGAUUUGUUUGGAUAUGCUCUUGCGGGAGCACUUGGACAAAUUGCAAUCUUUGAAACAUUAGAGAGAUUCGGUAGUCUUACCUUGGUUGCCAUCACUGUUACCCGUAAAUUGUUCACUAUGCUUUUGUCCAUCGUGGUCUACAAGCACACCCUCAAACAGGCUCAAUGGCUUGGUGUAUUGAUCGUCUUUGUCGGCUUGGGAAUCGAGGCGAGAGAAAAGAAACGGGAAGGAAUGGCAAAGAAAGUUUUGGCAGAAAAACGGGCAGCGGUAAAAGAUGCAUAGACGGGUAUUAAAUGAUAGAGGGUUAAUAUUACAACGCAUU
Meira miltonrushii is the source of this 1415-nucleotide messenger RNA. RefSeq names its product UAA transporter. Gene Ontology annotation, biological process: UDP-galactose transmembrane transport. NCBI's taxonomy places the organism in Eukaryota, Fungi, Basidiomycota, Exobasidiomycetes, Exobasidiales, Brachybasidiaceae. Gene Ontology annotation, cellular component: endoplasmic reticulum membrane; Golgi membrane. The coding region runs from base 170 to 1375 and encodes 401 amino acids. Gene Ontology annotation, molecular function: UDP-glucose transmembrane transporter activity; UDP-galactose transmembrane transporter activity. The record is from RefSeq and is a predicted model, not a curated record. The transcript has a single exon.